AUGGACACCGAGAAUAAUGAACAACUUUACGCUUUCCAGAGAGAAGAAGAAGAUAAGGAAUUUGAUCUGGGAUCGGAAGAGACUGAGGCCCCAUUGCCCCUAACUGUCACUUCUCGGGUAUUGUACAUGUUGGGGGACAUUACAGCUGGGCCGGCAUACCGUUUCGCACAAUGGCUUGAGCAUGUUCGUAAACGAAGCGGCAAGUAUCGGUCCUCAGGUUUUCCUCACAGACCUCACAGAACAGCUAGUAUGCCCUUGAGCUUAGAAGAGUCAAGUGCUGAUGUCAGAAGUUCCCCUCCUGAGCCAAUAACAGAAGUCAGUCUGUGGGAAAGACUUGGCAAGGCUGCUAUUUUGGAUAUCGAAUCAAGUUCAUUUUCUUGGAACAUGCUUUCUUCACUUCAUCACACUGAACAUGGUAGUAGUGCUGCUGAACAGUCCGAAGAUGAAAUGAAUAAAGCGGUUGAGGUCACUGUUAAUUCUGGAGGUGUAGUCUUCUUUGCGCUGUUCAACCAAUCAAAAGAUGGUGAAUCUUCUCCCAGCGAAGCAGCUGCUGUUAUAAAGAUAACAUCUUCUAGAAUGGCUACCCAAUCAGAGCGCCUUGGCUAUGAAUUUGCAAAGUGGCUAGGUGUUCGAACUCCACAAGCUAGAGUAAUUCACAACAGCAGUCCAGAGUGGUUGCAGAUCAAGGAAGCUGCAGAAAAAGCGAAGGAUGCUGCAAUUGCAGAAGGAGAUGAAGCUGGUGAAAUGACUUGUGUGGAGCUGCUGGAAGCUCUUGAGCUCAGCCGAUGCCUAUUACUGAUGAAUUAUAUACAUGGUUCCCCUUUAUUAGAGAGUGCGACAGCAUUUGAGACUCGAGAAGCUGCAGAAAAAACAGCAGCUGCCCUUGGCAGGGUUCUGAUGCUGGAUCUUGUUAUAAGGAAUGAAGAUCGGCUUCCUUGUCGUCAUCUUUGGUGGCGUGGAAAUUCUGCAAACUUGUUGUUGGCUGAUAAAAUGGCUACAGCAAAUAUGGAUGCACUGGAGGUUGCCUUUGAUUCAGCAAUUAAUCGAUAUCGCCCAAAGGUAAUUCGAGCCCUUCAAAAGGAAAGAAGGGCAACUUCAGUGGACAGCAGAUUGACCCCUCCCAAUCCAGUGUUGGUGUCACAGAGUUCGGAUAUGUCUGACAUCACUGAAUCUCCAAAAUCUAGCAAUCUGAGUGUCAGAAGUCUAAAUUUUAAUGAAUCAGCAGGCCCCGAUUUCCACAUUGUUGCAAUAGACUCUGGGGUUCCUCGAAGACCUCCUGCCGGAAAACGUGGAAAUGACCAAGAAAAUUAUCCCAAGUUGGUUGAGCUCCUCAUCAACAAUUUUGAAUAUGCAUCAGAACUCUUGUAUGAAAUAACAUCAGGAAAGCUUGGUUCUCCUCCAGAAGGCUCAGGUGUCAUAACUACUAAUACAGUGACUGACGUGCAAUCAGUUGUUCACAGAUUUCGUAGUGGAUUCCGAGCAGCAAUUAGAGACCUGCAAGGAUUUCACAUUUUCCUACUUACUCUUCAUCAAAAAUUGGAUAGUCUGUUGAAAACAUUUCUUAAUAUUACAUGUAAAGCUUCUGGAGACUUGGACCAAGAAGAUUUUAUGGUUCCUUGUUCCCCAUCACAGGCUGGUAAUUUCCCAUCUCCACCUAUCAAGGAACGAAAUGUUGGAGAGAAUCCAGAUAUAAAUGAGACGGAGCCACAUGCCUCAUUCUCCAGGUGGUCACCUCCAGGAUGUAGAGAUAGCAUAGAUUCUGCCUCACCACACUCACGGGAAGGUUGGCAUGGGAAGUUCAAUAAAUCGAGCAGUGAACCUGUACAGAGCCUGCGUUUGACGGCUAAGAUCCGCGACUUCCAUAGAUUUGCUAAGGUGGAUGCUGAAUUAAAUAAAGAGUUAGAGCAGUGGCAUGAAAUGCUUAAAAGUGAUGCUGUUAAGUUGUGCCAAGAGAACAACUUUAUUACUGGUUUCUUCGAGGGAAGUGACAGUAACUGUGUAGUUGAUGCUUAUGAGUUAAAGGUCAGGCUUGAGCACAUUCUCGAAAGAAUAGCUUUGAUAUCUGAUGCUGCAAACACAGAAAAGCCAUCAUCAAUCUCAAGUAGCCUGUUCAUAGGUGGGGCACUCGCCGCGAGGUCUCUGUACACUCUGCAACAUUUAGGAAUUACACACAUCUUAUGCUUGUGUGCUAAUGAAAUUGGGCAGUCAGAUUCUCAGUUCCCUGAGUUAUUUGAAUACAAGAACUUUUGUGUCUAUGAUAACGAAGAUACAAUCAUCAGUGAUAUCUUCAAAGAAGCUCAUGACUUCAUAGAUCAUGUUGAACAAAAAGGGGGAAAGGUUCUAGUUCAUUGCUUCGAAGGCAAAAGCCGAAGUGCAACCGUGGUCCUUGCUUACCUUAUGCUCAGGAAAAACUACACCUUACUGGAAGCCUGGAACACACUGAAACGUGUCCAUCGGCGAGCCCAACCCAAUGAUGGAUUUGCUAAGAUCUUAUUGGACCUUGAUCUGAUGUUGCAUGGUAAAAUUUCAAUGGAGUGGCAACAACGAAGACCAACAAUGAAGGUGUGCCCUAUAUGUGGCAAAAAUGCUGGCUUGAGCAGUAGCUCACUGAAGCUCCAUUUACAGAAGUCGCACAAAAAACUUUCUUCAGGAAGUGUCGACAGUGCCAUGACAAUGGAAAUACAAAAGGCUUUGGAUGCACUAAAGAUCAGUCGAGGUGGAAGUGUCAGCCCUACCCAGAGGCAGUCCCAUUCCAUGAUAGAUGCAUUUGAGCAUUGA
This is a messenger RNA of Oldenlandia corymbosa var. corymbosa, 2778 nucleotides long. The record is from the annotation of a GenBank genome assembly. Lineage: Eukaryota; Viridiplantae; Streptophyta; Magnoliopsida; Gentianales; Rubiaceae.